Messenger RNA from Vespa crabro (European hornet), 4395 nucleotides. It is a transcript of the gene cdm, whose product is annotated as importin-13. The coding region runs from base 251 to 3025 and encodes 924 amino acids. Gene Ontology annotation, biological process: protein import into nucleus. The record is from RefSeq and is a predicted model, not a curated record. Gene Ontology annotation, molecular function: small GTPase binding. The transcript has 8 exons. Gene Ontology annotation, cellular component: nuclear membrane; cytoplasm. NCBI's taxonomy places the organism in Eukaryota, Metazoa, Arthropoda, Insecta, Hymenoptera, Vespidae.
CAUCAACCAAAGGAAGCGGAUCAGCUGUGUUCAAUGUUGUGUACAUAGGUUAUGUGCAUUUUUCGAAUUUAUAAAUUAUAAUAAAAUGAUUAAUGCAUAAAAUGUUAAAAAUUUAAAUAACGAUAUCAAUGUUAACAUUGACUUUGAACGAAAGAAAAAACAUAUUUUUUGCUUCAAUAUUUAUAUUCGUAAAUAUACGAAAUAUUGUCAAUUAUUAACAAAUCCUUAUAAGAAGAAGUAAGAACGUGGAAUGGAUUAUGCAACUGUAGUGGAUCAAGCAAUUAAGCAGUUUUAUGCUGCAGGAAAUAAUGAAGCUCACACUUGGUUGCUACAGGUUCAAGCCUCCCCCGAAGCAUGGACUUUUGUAUGGCAGCUUCUUGAUCCUUCAAAGUCUCGGGAAGUACAGUUUUUUGCUGCAACGACAUUACAUGCAAAAAUAUCAAAACAAUGGGAUGAAGUACCUAAGAAUGAAUAUCCUGUUUUACGUGAACGUUUACUUAGCAGUAUUACGCAAUCAAAUACUCCAAAGUUUGUACUUUCAAAGCUUUGUCAAGCGUUAGCUGCAUUUCUGGCACAUAGUAACAAUGAUUUUGAAAGUAAAGACAAGGAGAAAAGUUUAGUAGAAGAGUUAAUAGAAAUAUUACCAUAUGAUUCACCACCAAAAUUGGAGUUAUUAUUAAGAGUAUUAUUUUCUAUUCCUGGAGAGUUUGAAAUGAGACAAGCUGUAAAAAGAAAACCAAAGGAUGGAUUAGUUAGUAGUUGGAGCAAAACAAUUUGGCUUUUACAACAAGUUUUUGCAUCAUGUAAUCCAAAUAACCAGGAAAAUGAUACAUUAUAUCUUUUGGGAUUAGAAUGUGCCUUUUCUUGGCUUAAAUUUGGCCAAUUACCUUUGGAGAUAAGUGGUCAAAUUUAUCCUUAUUUAUUAGUUGCUGCAUCCCAUUAUGCACCAAGCAGGGAAAAUUCACACGAAGACAAUACUAGUAGUUGGGAAAUAGUACAAGAUUGUUUAAUUAUGAUAUUAACACAUCCUGAAUUACACAAAAGACCACAGACACUUUGGGAAUGGGCAAGAAGUUUAGUCACAAUGGCACGGGAACAUAGUGGAAAAUAUUUUUGUGAAAUUUUAACAGCUAUGGGAGAAGCUUAUAGUAGGACAUUUUUACUUGCUCUCGCAGGUGAAGGUGAUGCAACUCAAAAGUGGACAUCCGAAGGAUUAAUUGAGUUACUCUUAGAGUGUUCAGAACAAGAAGGGCGAUAUCCUACAGAUGAAACUCGUAGUUCUAUUCCAUUUGCUUUUUGGUUUACAUUGCAAGACGAUUUAGGUACAAUUGAUUCACCUCUUGAAAGUCAUGCAUUGAAUGCUUUAAAACCAAUAUAUGCACGGUUAGCAAAUGCAUUACUAAGAAAAUCUACAUUACCUUCAUCACCAAACGAAAGUGGAGAUGCGGAUGAACGAGAACUCUUUCGAUGUUAUCGACAAGACGCUGCAGAUACAUUAGAUUACUCUUAUAGAGUUUUAGGAGAAGAUUUAUUAAUACUCCUUGGGCAGAGAUUGAGUGAGCCACUUGAUAAUUCAGAAAAAUGGACUGAUGUAGAAUCUACAUUACAUGCUUUUGAAGCUUUAUCAGAUAGAGUUGGCUUGGUAGAAUUCCAUUACAUUCCUGCCUUGAUGGAUUUAAUUGUAUCCCAUAUACCUUAUGAUCUUUACCCUGGAGAAGUAUUAGCAUGUGCGUGCUCAGCAAUAGGAGCAUAUGCUGAAUGGAUAGGAGAACAUCCCGAUCCUUGGCUUGAAAGAGUAUUACAUCUUGUAACAUUGGGUCUUUGGAAAGGUCCAAUUACAGCACCUCGUGCAAGUAUGGCUCUUAAAGAUUUAACAAGAGAAUGUGGGGCAUAUCUUGCACCCUUUGCACCAUCUAUACUGAAUACAAUAGGACGAACUCUUCCAAAUGUAACGUCCGAAGGGGGAGAAGGUCAACGCCUUAUGUAUGCAGCUGGAAAAUUAUUGAAUACACUUCCAACAGUGGAAGAACAAUUAACACAUUUAGAUGCAACAUUGGGCCUAUGUAUAGUGAAAAUUCAAGAAUUGUUGAAGCAACCAUUAUUCGUAGCUCGUGUAGCAGUUACAAAUCAAUUAAAAAUGGCAACUAUGUUUUUCUCAACUUUAGAAUGUCCUAUAGGAAAAGCUGUUUUAGACGGACUUUUACCAAUAUUUAAUGAAAUUAUUGUGCAUCCUGAAUGGAGUCAAGAUAAUGCUACAUUAGAAGCAAUGCACACAUGUGCACAAAAAUCAUUAUCAUCUCUAUUACAUCCAGAAACAGAUGCACGUCCUUUACUUUCAAUUUUAUCAACUUCUUAUAAGAAUUGGCCCCAUCCUGCUGCAUUAAAUUUAUUGAAUCAAUUGGUGUUAUUAUUUGGCAAAGAUCCAGACAGUAUUAUAUGGCCUGUUUUUGCAGAAUUAAGUUCAAUAACUUUAGGUGGUAUUAAAGCAUGCCAAUCAGUACAUGGCGAUUUAUCUGAUUGGUCGGAUCUAAUGGAAGCAUAUUUAGGAUUGCUUGCCCAAAUUUGUAAAAAGAAUGGUGAAAUGUUGCUCCAAGUAUCAGAUCAAAUUCCUGAUAUGUUACGAUGCGGUAUUACUUGUUUACUACUUCCCGAAACAGGAACAGUCAAAGCAGCAGCAUGUUUUCUUACUCAUGCUAUUAUGCAAACUCCACAUUUACAAGAUUUUAUUCAACCAAUCGGACGAGAACUUGUUUUUGUAAUACUACGGUGUGUUGGAGGAGAAGUGCCUCGAAACAAUUUAGAACCUCAUGCGGAAGUUUUACUGUCAUUAAAUAAAAUGUGUGCGGCUUGGAUGUUAGAAUGGCUUCGUGUUUCACUUGAAAGUCAAUCUGGACCUGCAGCUAGUGAUAUGGAUAAAGAAGUUUUUAUACGUAAUGUUUUACGAGAACGGACAAGUAGACGUCGUCUUUAUGAUGCGCUGAAAGAAUUUAGUCUUAAGUGUCGACAAAAGACUAUAGGACUAUAACGAUGCGCUUUCAUAAGUGGAUUUAGAUAUAUGAAAAUAAAAAAAAUAUUCUAAGAAAUAGUAUAAUCAUUAAGAAAUUAUAUCUUCGUAAUAAAUAUGAUAUAAUCUAAGGAUUCACUUCUUAUAUAUCAAAAAAUAUCAUAUUUUAUUUUUUUGACUACAUUGUGUAUAUCAAAACGUAAACAUUUUUAGUAAUGAAAGUAAAGUUGAUAUACAAGUGAUUGUAUAAAAUAUUAAUUUUAUUUAACUUAUAUUUAUCAAUAUUUUAUAUACUUGUAAAUGCUCAUUUUAUUUACAUAGUAUAACGUGAUAUUUUUCUUUAUGAGUAUUCACAAUUUUACCUUAAAUUAAAGAUGACUGCCAAAAGGACUUUAUAUGUUUCUAGCAUAACAUUAAUUUUUGUGUAAUAAUGUUAGUUUGUAUUUUUUUGUUUUUAUCCUAAUUGUACAUUUUUUUGUAUAGCUCCCUAUAUGUUCCUUCAAAGUUUUUGCAAUGUUAAGUAUUAUAAAUAUUUGUGCAUAGUAUAUAUAUAUAUAUACAUAUAUAUAUAUAUAUAUAUAUAUAUAUAUAUAUAUAUAUGAAUGUAUUUAAAUGAGAGGUGAAAAUAUGAAAUAGGGAUAUAAAAGAAUGUAUCACAUUUCAGAAUAUAAUAGCUUUACGAAAAUCUAUUCGAAGUAUAUUUAUGUUCUUGUUUUUGUAUUCUGAGAAAUUGAUACAUUCUAAUUAUAAUCAUAAUACAAGAAAUAAACAAAAGAGCAAGUAUAUAUUCUGCAAUUUGUAGAGAUCAUAUAUUAUAAAUUUUUUACAUUCAAAUAAUCUCGAAGUAUUAAAUGUAAAAUUGAUCAUGAUCUUCUUUUUUAUCCAAUACAUGCCAAAAACGAAAGUAUUGAUAGUCUGAAUUAAGACUACUCUCAAUCUCAUUGUUUAUAAUACAUAAAAUAAAAGUUUUAAUUACAUAUAUAUAAUAAUAAUUACAUUUUCAUUGAUAUAAAUUCUAACUAAAAUAUGAUUGUUUUCGUAAUUACAAUUUUUGUAAACAUUUCAUAAAAGCAAUGAUCAUUGUUGAUUUAACGUAAAAUAUAUGUUAUUUAUGAAUGAAAGAAAAUCACAUAUAUUUCCUUAUUGUUACAUAUAAUACAAUAACUAAAUUGUGUUACUAUAUGAACAUUAUUAAACCUCUGUUUACAAAUAGUCACCGUACAAGCAUGCACAUUCGGACGGAAACUUCAAUUUGUAUACUGAGACUUUGAAAUAAGACAAAGAAAUGUUUUAUAAGAAUUGCUGAAGAUGAGUCAUCGAUAAUGCAUUACAUAUCUUGCAGAAAAAAAAAAGAAUGAGUUCUAUUGGAUAAAUACAACUAUAUCUACAUA